UUUCGGACGGGCUUGAACUAGGGCUACACUCGAAAUUCCAUUCGGAUAACGAUUCUACUGACCUGUCAAAGAAUCUUGUCGUACCUGAAAAUAGCUCCGAUGAAUCCAAGGAAGACGUAAACGACAGCGCACGUGCGUCUGAUAAAAUCCCGAAAAAUUCUAGAAGUGGAGAUGAUGAGAUUUUGCAGCACAUUCCUUUGAAGAAACCUAGGGUUUCUGUCCGAGCUCUCUGCAACACUCAAACGGUUAGUGAUCGAUCGAAAAAAUGCUUACACUUUUUUUAUUUUUUUAUUAUAAAUUAGAAUAUACACGAUUUCAUGUUUCUGAAUUAUGUGGAGUUUAUUUAUGUUGAUUAGAUGAAUGAUGGAUGUCAAUGGAGGAAAUACGGACAGAAAAUAUCGAAAGGGAAUCCUUGCCCUCGUGCUUAUUACCGUUGCACGGUCUCCUCGUCGUGCCCCGUUCGAAAACAGGUUCAGAGAUGUGUAGAUGACAUGAGCAUUCUUACGACCACCUACGAAGGAACACACAACCACCCACUUCCGCCUUCGGCCAUUACCAUGGCCUCCGCCACCACAGCAGCUGCCGCCAUGCUCAAAUGUGGCUCCUCCACUUCGCCGCCAAGCCACAGUGGUGCCUCAGCCACCUCCUCCACCAGCCCUAACAAUAAUCUUCUAGGGUUCAACUUCAGCAGUAGUACUUCAUCGAAUUACGCGAACCUCAACAUAUCCCAUUUCCCGAAAGCCACAAUCUCUUCUUCACAAUCACACCCUACCGUCGUAUUAGACCUCACCGCACCGAAUCACACGACCCCAUCUCCACAAAAUAACAACAAAUUCUCGUCGAGAUCAUUUGCACACUCUUCUUCUUCUUCUUCUCCGACGUCGCUCAACUUUUCGUCUUUCGAUACCAACAGUAUAGGCUGGGAAAGCAAAUUCCCGGGCGUAAAUUAUCAACCUUCUUUGUAUAACAACUUUCAGAUUUCUCAAAAACAGACGGAAAAUGAUCCGAAAAUCGCUGCAAUAACGCGUGAUCCGAAUUUUCGAUCAGCUUUAGCUGCUGCAAUCACGUCGAUUGUUGGGACUAAUAUUGUUCAAGAAAGAAACACGGGUCUGAAUUUUCAUCCGAGUUUUUUGAAUAAAUUUCCUCAGUCGGGAAAUCCGCAACAGAAGAAGAACUUGACACAGUUUCUUCCAUUGACUAUGUCCUUGGCUGAUGAAGGUGAACAGAUAGAAGUCAUGAAUUUUGGAAUUUGAGUUCAAAUUCUUUUUUUUUUUUCUUUUUUGAUGAAUUUGCGUUCCGAUCCCAAGAGUCGAUUCCAUGGAUCCCAACUCAAUGUCAUUUUCUUCUUUUAGGUUUAGGAGAGUGAUACUGUAAAUAAGUAAUCCAUGUACUUACGUUCAUUCACCCUUUUUUAUCGGUUAAUUUAUUCAUACUUCUCGAGAAAGGGACUUGCUAAA
Molecule: messenger RNA, 1457 nt
Organism: Erythranthe guttata (spotted monkey flower)
Lineage: Eukaryota; Viridiplantae; Streptophyta; Magnoliopsida; Lamiales; Phrymaceae
Source: RefSeq, a predicted model, not a curated record